Molecule: messenger RNA, 1747 nt
Organism: Dioscorea cayenensis subsp. rotundata (Guinea yam)
Lineage: Eukaryota; Viridiplantae; Streptophyta; Magnoliopsida; Dioscoreales; Dioscoreaceae
Product: transcription factor TGA2.2-like
Exons: 12
Coding region: 16-1506 (496 amino acids)
Biological process (GO): regulation of DNA-templated transcription; DNA-templated transcription
Molecular function (GO): DNA-binding transcription factor activity; sequence-specific DNA binding
Source: RefSeq, a predicted model, not a curated record
UAUUCAUAUACACCCAUGAAUGGUCAAGCAGAAGUUGAAGCAUGUUGUGAAGAGAUGAGGACUGAUAAUCAUAGAGUUGGUGAAACUGGACUUUCAAAUUCUGCAACUUCAAGUCAAACUCUCCCUUAUGGAAUUCAUGGCAUCUCUCCAUCUCCCACCAAUUUCUUUGAUCAUGAAGGAUCUAGUUAUUUUGGGGAGUUGGAAGAGGCACUCAUGCAAGGAGUUGUUGACAGAAAAGUAUUUCUCACCACUAGGCCUCCCACUCUUGAAAUCUUCCCUUCAUGGCCAAUGAGAUUUCAGCAAACUUCCAAAAACUCACAGUCAGCAGAGAGCACAGAUUCAGGAUCAGCCCUUAAUACAAUUUCCCAGUUGGAAUCAGACUCCCCAGUGAGCAGAAAGACUUCACCAGACCAGUCUACUGAGCAACCAGUACCACACAUGAUGAUCAUGUCCAGAACUGGAGAAGCAGAAAACCAUCAACCCAAAUCCCAAGAAAAGAGAAGGCUGAUUAGUGAGAGAGAUGGAAGGCCUCUUGAUGCAAAGACCUUGAGACGUUUAGCACAAAAUAGAGAAGCUGCAAAAAAGAGCAGGCUCAGAAAGAAGGCUUAUGUGCAACAAUUGGAGAACAGUAGGGUUAAACUGGCUCAAAUAGAACUUGAUCUCCAUAGAGCUAGAUCUCAGGGUCUAUUCUUAGGAGGAGUUGGUGCAAGUGCAAGUGCAAGUGCAACUAUGAGUUCUGGUGCAGCUGUUUUCGAUAUCGAAUACGCACGGUGGCUAGAUGAAAACUUAAAGCACAUGAUGGAGCUAAGAAAUGCAUUGCAGACUCAUUUAUGUGACAAUGAUCUAAGAAUUAUAGUCGACGAAUGCCUCGUGCACUAUGAUGAGUUCUUUCGAUUAAAAGGCAUUGCGACAAAAGCCGAUGUAUUCCAUCUCAUCACCGGAAUGUGGGUAACUCCUGCGGAACGUUGCUUCCUUUGGUUGGGUGGUUUCAAGCCCUCUGAACUCCUCAAGAUUAUAACUUCUCAACUGGAUCCAAUGACUGAGCAGCAGUUGAUAGGGAUAUGUAGUCUUCAACAGUCAUCAGAACAAGCUGAGGAGGCCUUAACUCAAGGACAUGAUCAACUGCAACAGUCACUGGCAGAGACUGUGGCAAAUGGUUGUCUUUGUGAAACAACCAUUAACAAUGUAGGGAAUAAUGUUUACAUGGCUCACAUUAACAAUCAAAUGGCCAUUGCUCUUGAAAAGCUUGACAAUCUUCAAAGCUUUGUCCUACAGGCUGAUAACUUGAGACAGCAAACUCUUCAUCAAAUGAGGAGAAUUCUAACAAUUCGACAAGCCGGACGAUGUUUGCUUGCGAUCGGAGAAUACUACGGCCGUCUUCGAGCUCUUAGCUCCCUCUGGGCUACUCGUCCUCGAGAGAAUUUAUUUACAGAAGAAAGUGCCUGCCCAGCAACUACAGACCUGCAAAUAUUUCAUCAUCAAGUGCCUCAUUUUUCAGCAUUCUGACUAAAUUAAACUACAUUUUGCCUUCAAAAUGUUAUGUAUCAUGAUAUGUAAAAUCUCAUGUUGUUAUUAAAGGCAGACUAUAACAAAGAAAAAGUUGUCUGUUCAUCUGCUGCAUUAUUAUAAAAUGGAAUUUAGUAGUCACAACUUGCAUGGAAAUAGGACAAGGUUUGAACUUUGAAGCCAAUCACUUUAAAAGAAAAUACAAAACUGUUGCAAAGAUUGGUUGCAACAAACUUUGCUU